UUGUUGCUAAAUGACGGUAGCACAGCGCGCUAGUCGGCAGCAUUAAACCUACACAAGAGGGCGAAUUCACUUGCUUCUGAAAGGUUUUCAGACUUGGAUCCAAGGUCCUGUGCCAUUUGUCUUGAGUUCAUCAUUUACGACUAUGAUGGCAGCAUCUCUGCUUUAGAGUUUAAUCUUAUUUAAGACAUUUGAUGUGGAUGGACUAAGUGUUGGAUUGGGACUAGGAUUAGGAUCAGGACCAUCUCCAAAGCUCAUUGUGAAAACAAGAAGUGAUCUUAAAGUCCCCAGGUGCCCCCAUUCUGUGUCAGCAGUGCCACUCAAAUCAACCACCAUGUCAGAUGGCCGGAUCUAUGUGGGGAACCUGCCCGUGGAUGUCCAAGAGAGAGAUAUCGAGGAUCUCUUCUACAAAUAUGGAAAAAUCCGCGAUAUUGAAUUGAAGAACAAUAGAGGCACUAUCCCUUUUGCCUUCGUCCGAUUCGAAGACCCACGGGAUGCGGAUGAUGCUGUCUAUGGAAGGAAUGGAUAUGGGUAUGGAGACUCCAAACUGCGUGUUGAGUAUCCUCGCUCUACUGGUGCUAAAUUUGGUCCCAUGGGAGGAGGAGGAGGAGGAGAAGAUGGUGGUGGUGGUGGAGGAGGAAGAGGAGGAGGAGCAGGAGGAGGAGCACCUAGGGGAAGGUUUGGACCCCCAACUCGAAGAUCUGAAUUCCGCGUCAUAGUGACUGGGUUACCACCAAGUGGGAGUUGGCAGGAUCUGAAGGAUCACAUGCGCGAGGCAGGCGAUGUUUGUUUUGCUGAUGUGCAGCGAGACGGAGAGGGGGUCGUGGAGUUUCUCCGCAGGGAGGACAUGGAGUAUGCUCUACGCAGACUGGAUCGGACCGAGUUCCGUUCACAUCAAGGUGAAACUACUUACAUCCGUGUCUUUGAGGAGAGGGGGGAGAGAGGAGAGAGGGCGGAGCGAGGAGAGAGGGGGGAGAGGGGCACUCCCAACUGGAGUCGCUCCCGUUCCCGCUCCAGAUCCAGAGGCCGCUAUUCAUCCCCCUACAACAACCGAGGAUCUCCUCCUCCACGCUACCAGUCGCCUCCACGCCACGCCAUGGCGCGCCAUAGUCCACCCCCCCGGAGGCACCCUCCACAGCACCAUAGCCCACCACCACGUCAUUAUCGGUAGAAAGACCCACCAUUUACCAAGGAAUUGGGGAAAGUGUUUUGUAAUUCUUUUAAUUUUAAUUUUGUUUACUCCAGUCCUCCUCAUAGGAUUCCCCAAUGUUACCUCUUGCUACAAACAUUCCACAGUCAGGAUCCCCUGAACAUCAUGCUCCUUCCCACAGCCUUAAAAUACAUUUUCCCAUUUAUUUUAAAAGCAAUCCUAUGUUUUGUGGAAGCAGGAUUUAUUUUUCCCCCGACUUGGUGAGAUAAGAGGUAAUUGUAUAACAUUGGAAGUUUCUGAUGGUGAGACUGUCAGGAACCACGGCGAAGAAGAAAUGUUGUGUCAUCCAAAACAAAUUGCACAGUUCUGCAGCUAUCAUUCUAAAGUUUGUAUUGUUUUCUUAAAACUCGUUUUGUGUGUGUGACAAUUCUGCAGCUUGAAUUUUAACGUUUUUUUUUGCCAAACUACAAACCUGUGAAGCUGAUCAAUAUCCUCCUCAGUUCACCUGUUGGACCAGUGACACGUUAACUGUGAGCCUCACUUGUCAGUUUCUUUUUUUUUAAAUGAAGUGUGAACCGCUGACUGAGGUGGACUUAAAUUUGUAUCCAUCUCAGAUGGUUUUUUUCUUUACCAAUAAAAUGCAAACUUUUACUGUGA
Limanda limanda (common dab) is the source of this 1804-nucleotide messenger RNA. RefSeq names its product serine and arginine rich splicing factor 9 (gene srsf9). The transcript has 5 exons. The record is from RefSeq and is a predicted model, not a curated record. Gene Ontology annotation, cellular component: cytoplasm; ribonucleoprotein complex; nucleus. Bases 332 to 1168 code for a protein of 278 amino acids. Gene Ontology annotation, molecular function: mRNA binding. NCBI's taxonomy places the organism in Eukaryota, Metazoa, Chordata, Actinopteri, Pleuronectiformes, Pleuronectidae.